Molecule: messenger RNA, 2512 nt
Organism: Phalaenopsis equestris
Lineage: Eukaryota; Viridiplantae; Streptophyta; Magnoliopsida; Asparagales; Orchidaceae
Product: protein ANTI-SILENCING 1-like
Exons: 12
Coding region: 503-2017 (504 amino acids)
Molecular function (GO): RNA binding; chromatin binding
Source: RefSeq, a predicted model, not a curated record
UUUUCCAAAUUAAAUCGAUGCUAAGCUCCAUUUCCGACAACCGAACAAAUCUUCAGAUUGAUUCAAAACCCCAAUCUUACGAAUCUUACACCUUCGCGCAUCCCCGAACAUCACGCCAUCGCUGAUACCUGAGAAUCCUCGCCGCCGAUCCCUUUAUCCGGCUUUAGCCGCGUUCCAUGUGAAACCUCGUCUCGACGCUCCGCCGAAUGUGCGGCGAAACCUCAUUCUCCGCCUCCCCCGCCACCUCACACGACGCCUCGCUCGAACCUUCGUCUUCUCACUCGCCGCCUGUAGCCGGCCCCCUCACACACCGCUUGUAGGUUGUCGCCGCCACGCCGCUUGUUACCCUUCUUCUCACACGCUACUCACCGCCUACAUUGGUUGAGGUGGAAUCAAAGUAACACCGUGAUAAAGGAGACCGAAGCCUUGACCUGGUUUCGUCCUUGAUAUCUUGAGCUUCUCAGGUUCACAAAAGGCAUCUUAGAUUAUUGUUUUAAAAAUCAUGCCUCAACUAGAGGAGUCAGAGAAUAGUGAUCUUCAAUUUCGAUGGGGUAAAAGAAGAGGGGUUGGCAAUGCUAACAAGGAUGUUCAGUUUUAUGAAUCAUUCAUCUUCGAUGAAGAGAGUUAUUCCUUAUAUGACAAUGUGUAUCUGUUCAAAGAAGGUGAAAGUGAUCCUUAUAUUGGAAAAAUAUUGAAAAUUUGGGAGCAACCCAGGCGUAAAAGAAGAGUAAAGAUCUUAUGGUUCUUUCGUCCAGAUGAUAUUAUUAAUUAUUUGGAUGGACAUGUAUCAUCAAAAAAUGAUCUCUUUUUGGCUGCUGGGGAGGGUGUUGGUCUUUGCAAUAUUAAUCCUUUGGAAACUAUCGCUGGAAAAUGCAGUGUCAUUUGUACGUCGGGAGAUGAGAGGAAUCCACAACCAUCCAGUUUUGCUAUAAAAAAUGCAGAUUUCACCUUUUCCCGAUUCUUUGAUGUUGGGACUUGUACAGUAUUAGAAAGACCACCAGAUGCAAUAGCUGGAGUUGAAUUGAAAUUUCUUCUAAAUCAUCCCGAGGAUCAGAAGCUUGAUCACUCUGUCAAACUUGAAGUGGUUGAUUCAGAUGCCUUUGAUGACAAUUCUAGCAAGAAGUUGGGACCAAUUACUGAUUUACCAAAACAACAUAAUACACAAAUUGAAUUUAAUCCUGGAACAAAGAAACCAAUUAUAAAAUCUGAGGAGGACUAUCUUGAUAAUGUUGUUCAGAGAAAAGUAAAACCAAAGGAUGGCUUGAUAAAAAAUAUAGAUGAUCAGGAGAAGAGGCAUCCCAGUUCUAGGAAGCGAAAAUAUACUUCUGAUGAAGAUAACGAAGAUGAUGAUUCAGGCUGGGUGCCAAAGGCAUCGUCUCAGCUGGCACUUUCCAAGGCCAAGAGCAACUCAUUGGAUGCACUGCCACAGAAGCCAAAUUCUGCUGCAUUACAUCGAAGCAGAUGGUUUGCAGAUAUGCCUUGGAAAGCAAGAAUUGAAAAAGCUCACAACCAGGAAAAACUAAUUUUUCUUGACAACUUGGAUCCAUCUUAUUCAGCAAGCGAGGUGGAGGAUUUGCUACGUGAAGCCUUGAAUAUUGAUUGCACCGUGAAGAUCAUACCCCAGGUUACAUUCCAAAAUCCUCACUAUGGCCAAGCAUAUGUUAUCUGCAAUACGAGAAAUGAGGCAAUCAAUGCGGUUCAGGAGAUUGAUGAAAAAUGUUUAAUUUUAUCUGAUGGAAGACCUGUCUGUGCCAAACUUGGCAUGAUUGAAUUGCCCCCGAAAGCGGCUAAAUUUCCAGGCCAUUUGAAAGUUGAAAAAGGGCGGCUCCAACCAACACGAAUAGAACAUAAACAAGCUGUGGCAACUUCUCACUGUUCUCAACCCAACACGAUCGAAUACGAGUUAGCUUUGGACUGGUUGUUUCUGUUCGAGAAGUAUCAGCGGUCUAAAGUGAAACUAUUCAAGAAGCAGGGUACACAAUUGCGAGCCUUCCUGAACAAGUACACUGGUAAAUAGAGCCAGUUGUGAUUGACCUCACCUUCCUUUUCUUAGGCAUCCAUUUUUCCUCAUAAAGAUUAGCUUUCUUGAGGAGAACAAUGGAGUCUCAGACCAGUAAUAAAUACAAGAUGAGAUUUUGAGAGGAUUCAGCAGCGAAGGGCCAUGAAAAUGGCGUGCAGAAGCAUGGAAAAGGAGGUUCAGAGCACUGUUGAUUCGUCUUGUAUGUCGCUGUCUGUGUCGAUCUCUUUUGAUGCACCCAUUAUUGAAGCUGUGUGAUGUAUGCAAAUAUAUUUGUGUAGCUCAUUUUUAUUUUGGAUGUUUGCAGUAACUGAAAUUUUAGUGAGUUGUAACUCAGUUUAUUGAUAAUUUAGUUAGAUUUUAAGUAAUUUAAUUAGAGGAUAGAGUUUGGAAGUUUGAUUUGAUAGGACUUUUUGCUGUGUUGGCUGCCUGUACAUGGGAAUUUGGCAACAUAUUUUUAUCAUCAAUGCCGUAUAAAUUAGCUGGUAGCUAUUG